UCAUAUAUCAAUGAGCAUCUGUAGUAAAAACAAGAAGGAAAGAUAAUACAGGAUUAGCCUUGGAGUAAGAUAUAACAGUGAAGAAUGGUGUAGUGUGCCCUCAACCAACUGAAACUCUGCAUGGAGUGGCUUUGGGCCAUUUAUUCUCUUACAACGCCACCAACUUCACCUCUUGGGAAAAAUAGGAGAAGAGAGCACUGCUGUAUGUGUGCUGCCUUGAGCUUUUGUACACACAGUGGGACAUAAAUCAAAUGCACACCAAUAUACAGUGUGGAGCCACUCUCUGAAUAUAGUUUUGAUACUGGGUGAUUAAAGGCAGUACCUGAGCAAAAUUGCCAUUCGCAUCCUGUAUGGUUUCAUCCUCACAAAUGUAAAGGAUCCUGUGGGUCAGGAGCCAAUGAUUUAGAAUAUUUAGGAGCUAAAGAGAAGGUGCAUAAUACCCCUUGUUCCUAUUUCCCCCCACAAAAACUAAACUCUCCCUCUGUUCUCCAAACUCUAUCCCUUUUAAAAACCUUACCUUGGCUCCAGGUUGAAGAGUAGAGGAACCAUGUGAGCAAGGAGAGAAAAUCUGCAACUUUUUCCUCAGUAAGGGAGGGGGAAAAAAUCCCUCCAAAACUUAAAGUCAGCUAGAAACUGCUGGGGAAUGGCUGGCUGGGGAAUUCUGGGAGUUGAAAUCCACACAUCAAGUUGUCAUUGUUGAGAAACAUUGGUCUAUCAUUUAAGUCCUAGCUGGGCUGCAUUAGUCAAAACAAAUAGCUAAAGCUUGUGAAGACCCAGCAUCAGUGGUAGGGUUCAAAUAUGUGAACAACCAGUUCUCUGUGUGGAUGCCACUUUGGGAAGUCCAUUCUGGGCCUGGGCAACAAAAACUUAGCUACCGGUUCUGCCAAACUGGUGCAAACCGGCUGAAUUCCACUACUGCCCAACAUCCUCCAUUUUCUGGCACAACUUUUAUAGAUGACUUUUUUAAAAAAAAAAGUUCAGGGGAACAAGCUGGAGAAAUAUUUUCUCUCCUUGCCCGCUUGGUUCCUCUGCUCUUCAGCCUGGAGUCAAGGCAAGGUUUCUAAAAGGGAUAGAAAUUGGAGAGCAGAGGGAGUUUAUUUUUUAGCAGCUAAAUGGGGCAGGGAGAGAAGAUCAACAAGUCUGUCCCUCCCAGCUUUUUUGUCUAUUUGUUUGUUGUUUUUAACUGAAAAAAUGUGGCUAUUGGAGGAAGGAGGGAAAGGCGUUAAGGAAAAGAAAGGUUUUGGGAAGCUUGCUGCCUUUUGUGCAAGGGCCCUCUUCCCAAAGCCUAGAGAGGCAGGAGAGCUUUGGCUCAUGGACAGCUGAUGGGCUGAGAGCUGAUUAGCCAAGAAGCUCCAAAAGGCUAGAGAACUGGCUCCUUUUUUUGCCAGAGAAAGGCAGGGCACCUUGACAGGAGGAAGGGCAGAGGCAGAAUUAGGAAAGGUGGGUGCAUUCAGUGUUUUCCUUCCCUAUUGUUUCACAGGCCAGCAUGCAAGACCCUCAAGGGAUGGGGAGCAUGGCUAUUUCAGGGUACAGGAAGAGGCCUUGGGAGGCCUGAGACAGGUGGGCUAGUGCCUGCAUUAUCUACAGCCUGGAUUUCCCCCACUCCUGCUUAAUGACCCAUGCAUUUGUUUAAUGAAUGCACUGGAAAGAGCAGGAAUGGCUGAUCAUUACUUGAGGCAGUUCAUUUAACGUUGUCCUGACCUUCAAACCUAAUGGGCAGGUUCCAUUAGGGUCAUAACUUGAGGACUAUGUGUAUGGUUGCAAUGUCUUACAGUCACAUUUUUGCCAUUUGCAUCUUCCUGCCAGCUUCCCCCUUGAUUGUCCUUGACAGAAGGAGGCAGUGGAGGUUAUAAAUGGUUAACAUAUGACUGUGGGAUGCUGCAGUGUCACAAUUGUGACCUGGUUGCCAAGCAUUCAAAUCAUGAUCACAUGACCAUAGGGAUGCUGUGAUGGCUCCAACCAUGAGAACCUACCAUAAGUAUCUACCAUUCAGUGGCAUUGUAACUUCAAAUGGUCACUGAACAAGCGGACAUUAAGCAAUGACUACCUGCAUUAAAAAUGCUGGGAAAGUAGAGGUAGAUUAGUUAUUAGAAAGAGUAUCCUAAUGGUAAUUGUUGCCAACCAGUGGGAAAGGUUGUCUCAUAAAAUGCCAUGUUCCCUUUCAUCAGACUAUUUAGGAAAAGCUGAGAUGAUACAACAAAAUAUAUUUCCAUUCAUUAGGUUAUUGUCAAUGCAAUUGGCUACUGACAUUUUUAGAUUCCUGAAGCUAUUUCAUUAAUCCACAGGAUUUUUCUGGCUUGCAGUUCAUUAUCUUGCAGGUUUUAGCAAUGUGGCUCUACCUGGUUGCCCUGGUAGGGCUUUACAUCCUCUGCCAAUUGUACUGGGAGAGACAGAUGGUGGAGAACCUGACAGAGAAAUAUGUCUUCAUCACUGGCUGUGAUUCUGGCUUUGGGAACCAGCUGGCCAGGCAGCUGGAUGCUCGGGGUCUGAGGGUGUUGGCUGCUUGUCUAACUCCAGAAGGGGCAGAACAGCUGGAAAAAGUCACAUCGGCUUGUUUGAAAACCAUUCUGCUGGAUGUCACCAACACUGAGAGUGUUGCAGCAGCAACUGAGUGGGUGGAGGAGCAAGUAGAAGACAAAGGACUCUGGGGCUUGGUGAACAAUGCAGGAGUUGCUUUCCCAUUGGCUCCCAACCAGUGGCUGACCAAGGAUGACUUUGCAAAGGUGCUAAAUGUCAACUUGCUGGGAGUGGUUGAUGUGACACUCCAUUUGCUGCCCCUCAUCAGGAGAGCCAGAGGGAGAGUGGUCAACGUGAGCAGUUUGGCUGGAAGAAUUGCCUUUAGUGGAGGCGGCUACAGCCCUUCAAAAUUUGCACUGGAAGCCUUCUCUGACAGCCUCCGACGUGAAAUGUAUCCUUUUGGGGUCAAAGUCAGCAUCAUCGAGCCAGGUGCAUUUUUAACAGGACUAGAUAAAUGUGCAGCAGAGUUCUUCAGCACCGUCUGGAGAAAUGUACCACCUGAUAUCAAAGAACUCUACGGCCAGGAAUUCUGGAGAAACUUUAACCAAACAUUUGUUGGCAAAAGAUGGAAGAAGAAAAAUCUCCACAUAGUUACAGACUGCAUGGAACAUGCCUUAAUCUCUGCCUACCCUCAUAGCCGUUAUUCUGCAGGCCGAGAUAUCAAAUUCUUCUUUAUCCCCCUCUCUUACUUGCCAACCCUACUGACGGAUUAUAUUCUGACAUAUGGCCACCCCAGACCAGCCAAAAGUCUGUAUUGAUCACAGUCUCAUAGUUUGUACAAGAAUUAGGCUACAUCCACUUCUCAUUUAGCAACUAUCUCAAUUAAUGACCAUUUGCAAAACUACGGUAAUAAAAAAUGGAUUUUCCAAUCAAUUGGCACAUUUAUGACCAAAUUUCAUCCACCCAACAAUGCAUACCAACCAGCGUGUAAUAUUUGCGGUGUCUCUGUCAGCAAUCAUUUCACUUCACAGACUGGUUAUUGGAACAUAACUUGAUUGAUAAACAAGAGGUGAGACACAUGGCUUAUAGCAAGAUGUUUAAAAAAUGUGAUCUGCUGGAUAGAAUCAAAUAUGUUGGAGAAGAGCAAGCAGAGCUGAGGGGUGGAGUUAAACAUGUCAUAAGGCUAGAGUAACUACAUUCCCACAAACAGCCCAAGUUCUCUUUCAUUGAACCUUAUUUGUUGCCAAUUUAGUACUGAACUUUAGUUGACUAGAUUCUUGUGUAUAAGUUUGAGCAAUAAAUGUCCUGAAAUGCAACUUAAUGCAUGGUCCUGAUCCUUCUCACCUGACACCCCAAGUUCUAAGGCAUGAAGGGCUCAACAGAGGAGAUCUGCAUAGCUCCUUGCAAGGCAAGGAUAUUCCCACCAUUAAUUGUAACUGGUGGGGCUCUAUUUUAGAACCACAGCUACAAGCAAUCUUUCAUGGGCAACAACUACUGCAUUUACUGGAAUCUUUGUUUGUUGUGCCCUGCUUUUGAACCUGGACCAGCUGAUGACCUAUAGUGGCUCUACAAAAGUCUGGAUGGUGCUCAGAUGACCUUUCUGCCUACUGCUUGAAAUUUUGCUUAUCCGGAGUUGGCUUGUUAAAUUUCCAAGCAAUUUUGGACUGUUUCAGAUUGUGUGUGCAUGUCUGCAUAUUGUAGACACCUUACUGUAAUUACUCAAACUAAGUAAAGACUUGACCUGGA
Crotalus tigris (Tiger rattlesnake) is the source of this 4203-nucleotide messenger RNA. RefSeq names its product 17-beta-hydroxysteroid dehydrogenase type 6-like. The transcript is spliced from 4 exons. The coding region runs from base 2328 to 3275 and encodes 315 amino acids. Lineage: Eukaryota; Metazoa; Chordata; Lepidosauria; Squamata; Viperidae. The record is from RefSeq and is a predicted model, not a curated record.